GAAAAAGACACUCCUUGAUAUGGCGCUGCGGUCGCUACCGAUCAUUCAUAAACGUUGAAUUUUGUUCACUUUUAAGCUAAUGUUUAGAGCGCUUGUUGCGUGCUAUAAUUAAUUAAUUUGCACUUAACGCAUUUUUAAAGCCCCUGAUUGCUUAUGCUUGAGGUUAGAUUAAUUAAAUUGUACCGCGGAUGCAUCGAAUGUCGGUAGAUGUCGGCGUGUUGGCUCUGCAUUCGGUCAUCCGUGCUACAAAAAUUAGCUUGUGUUAAUAAUUAAUAAUUUGCCUCGACCACGGCCCCGCACAAACAUCGAUUUCCUGGGACUUUCGCGUCAAGAAUGAACUCGGGCGGCAUCACGGGAACGCCUCUCUCAGCCGGAGCCCAAGCCAGCUGCCUUCCGAGCUUCCUGACUGGGGCUGCCGGAAGUGGCCACACACCAUGGCCGGCUACCUCGGAGCGCUCGUUGAAGCUCGCUUCGGCCACUUCGGCCAGCCGACCCCUCCGAACCUACGGGAGCAGCGACGAGAGUCCACGCUCGAGGAUACUAUCGCCGAUGGACCGGACGGGGCCGCCCGCUCGUGGACUUUUCAGCUCGCCACAGAUUUCCACGACGGAGGACGAGUGGUCUCGUGUCCCCGGUGGACAGAGCACAACGUCCAUCCUCCAGGAGUCCGGCGUGUUGAACCGCAGCGGCAGCUUCCGUCAGAGCCCGUCCCAAGUGGACCCUUUCUUCAGUCAGGGGGAAAAACUGACGUCGUCGACCGAGCUGGAUGAAACCUGGGUGACUGUUUUCGGGUUUCCUCCUUCUGCCACCUCCUACAUCGUGCAGCAGUUCUCCCACUAUGGAAACAUCCUGGAACACAGGGUUGUCCCGGAAAGCAACUGGGUCCACCUCCACUACCAGUCCAAGCUGCAGGCCAAGAAGGCGCUGAGCAAGAACGGCAAGGUGUUUGGCACCAACACGAUGGUGGGCGUGAAGCCGUGCCUGGAGGCGAUGCAACCUUCGCCGAGCGCCAAGUUCACGCCCGCCAAAGAGAACGGGGGCAUGCGCUCCCUCUGCCGCGCCUACCGGGCCUCCUCGGCCUCCCGGGAGGUGGGCCUCGCCACGGAGCACCUGCCCCAGCGCGACAACACGGUCGUCUCGCGCGCCCUCGAAUACGUGUUUGGCUGGUAGCGGGCACACCGUAAAUAAAAGUGCGUGCGACUUGUUUUUAACGAA
This is a messenger RNA of Ixodes scapularis (black-legged tick), 1215 nucleotides long. Its product is annotated as nucleoporin NUP35. The record is from RefSeq and is a predicted model, not a curated record. Gene Ontology annotation, biological process: regulation of DNA-templated transcription; NLS-bearing protein import into nucleus; nuclear pore organization. Gene Ontology annotation, molecular function: single-stranded DNA binding; structural constituent of nuclear pore; phospholipid binding. Bases 334 to 1170 code for a protein of 278 amino acids. Lineage: Eukaryota; Metazoa; Arthropoda; Arachnida; Ixodida; Ixodidae. Gene Ontology annotation, cellular component: nuclear membrane; nuclear pore nuclear basket; nuclear pore central transport channel. The transcript is spliced from 7 exons.